ACUCCUGGACUCUGAGAAGGGCCCCACUAAAAUUGUCGCCACCUGUCUUAUGGGCGCCUUUUUGGACAAGCCGGAGACCAAGAAACUCACGGCAUCCGGCAAGGGAAAUGGAAUUUCCUACGGUAUGAGUAGCAUGCAAGGGUGGCGUGUAGAGAUGGAGGACGCACAUGUCGCUGUUUUAGAACUUCCCGGCGCCCUUUCGACAUGGUCCUUCUUUGGCGUGUUUGAUGGACACGCUGGUGCACAGGUUUCCAGCCACUGUGCAUCAAAUCUGCUUAAACAUAUUCUCGACACGCCGGUCUUUAAGGAUAUGGUCGCCUCGUCUGAGAAGCAACACUCCAUUGACGAAAUAAAAGCAGCUAUCGUUGAAGGUUUUUUGGCGUUUGAUGCAUCCCUACUGCACGACAACCCCUCUGAAAAGUCAGGCUCGACUGCAGUAGUUGCCUUUAUAACACCCAAACACAUAUACUUUGCCAACUGUGGAGAUUCUAGGGGCAUUCUUCUCCGAAAUUCUUCGCCCUCUUUUGCUACUGAAGACCACAAGCCCUCAUCUCCAGGCGAGCGACGACGAAUUAACAACGCUGGAGGCCACGUCAUCCUCUCCCGCGUCAACGGAUCAUUGGCUGUAUCUAGAGCUCUAGGGGAUUUCGACUACAAGCAAGUUAAGGGUACACCACCAUCGGACCAACUGGUCUCCCCAGAACCUGACGUCACCUGCCUUGAGCGGAUGCCAGAAGCAGAUCAAGCCCUUUGCCUAGCCUGUGACGGCAUCUGGGAUGUGUACAGCAAUGAAGAAUUAUGUGACUACGUGCUGCAACGCCUAAGGUGUUCCUCUUCCCUCACACAUGUGUGCAAUGAAGUGCUUGACACAAGCCUCUUCAAGGGCAGUAAAGACAAUAUGAGCAUCCUCCUAGUCGGCCUUAACAAGCUUCCCGAGGUUGAUCCUGAAGUAGUCCGACAGGAUGAAGAACUGGAAGCUUCCAUUCGCCAGCUUAUCGAAAGUACCAUCGAAGGCGCAAACAACAGUGAUGCACCCCUUACUUCCACUUACAUCGCCAAUAUCGUCCAAUCCCAAGGCUUACCCAACUAUCCGCCCGGCGGAUUUGUAACAAAACGAGCCUUUGUAGAGAGCAUCUGUUCGCGGCACACACAAGUUUCCGAAUGGUAUGUUCAAAUGUCCGUUUGA
This is a messenger RNA of Dibothriocephalus latus, 1186 nucleotides long. Lineage: Eukaryota; Metazoa; Platyhelminthes; Cestoda; Diphyllobothriidea; Diphyllobothriidae. The record is from the annotation of a GenBank genome assembly.